GACUGCGCCUGUGUGAUCACGUCGCGCUGAUGACGUCCUGGGCAGGCUGCGCUGUGCGGUUACAGGUGGCGCCUGUCAUGGCGCUUAGUGAUUACGCGCUUAUCGUCUACUGCAGGUAGGACGCGGCUGUCCUCUGUCCCCAGGGCUCGUGUGUGCCGCUGGUCGACAGUGACGCAGAGAGGAGCGGUGCUAUAAGGGCAACAGCAGAAGUCCAGAUGUCUGCUGUAGCUUCCUUAAAGUCUGUGGGCAAGAAAACGGUAGCAUCAGAAGUCCCGUUUGUAGAUCUAUGCAACACUUUAGAAAGGAUUCAAAAAUGCAAGAAACGGCCAGAAAAAAUAAAUAUAUUUAAGCAGUUUGUUGAUUCAUGGAGAAAAUUUCACGAUGCCCUAUAUAAGGAUCAACCUAAAACUACAGACUCUUUCUAUCCAGCCAUGCGACUUAUCCUUCCGCAAUUAGAAAGAGAGCGGAUGGCAUAUGGAAUUAAAGAGACUAUGCUUGCUAAACUGUAUAUAAAAGUUCUUGGUUUGCCUAAAGAAGGCAAAGAUGCCUUACAACUUUUAAAUUAUAGAACCCCUACUGGCUCAAAUACUGAUGCUGGAGAUUUUGCUGCUAUUGCAUACUUUGUUCUCAAAUCAAGAUGCCAAAGAGAUGGAAGCCUGUCCAUACAAGAUGUCAAUGACCAUUUAGAUUCCAUUGCAAAUAACAACGCAGGUAGAAAGAAAGAGCUUGUAGAGAAAAGCCUCAUUUAUUUGAUAGCUAACACCAAUGCUCUGGAACAAAAAUGGCUAAUUAGAAUGAUCAUAAAGGACAUGAAACUUGGCUUUAGCCAGCAAACUGUUUUUUCCAUCUUUCACCGUGAUGCUGUGGAGCUACACAAUGUCACCACAGAUCUAGAGAAAGUGUGCAUACAGCUGCAUGAUCCCAAUGUGUGUCUCAGUGAUGUCUCCAUUUCCAUGUUUUCUGCUUUCAAACCAAUGCUUGCAGCAAUUGCUAACAUUCAGCAUAUAGAAAAGCAAAUGAACCACCAGAGCUUUUACAUUGAAACAAAACUUGAUGGCGAGAGAAUGCAGAUGCACAAAGAUGGGGAUGUGUAUAAAUAUUUCUCCCGGAAUGGGUUUGACUACACCCAGCAGUUUGGAGCCUCUCCCCUUGAAGGUUCCCUAACUCCUUUUAUACAUAAUGUGUUUCGCACUGAUGUGCAAAACUGCAUUCUAGAUGGUGAAAUGAUGGCUUACAAUCCAAAUACUCAAACCUUCAUGCAGAAAGGUAGCAAAUUUGACAUAAAGAGAAUGGUUGAUGAUUCUGACCUUCAGACAUGUUACUUUGUGUUUGACAUUUUGUUGUUUAAUGAUCAGAAGUUGGCUCAUGAAACUCUUGCAAAAAGGUACAAUAUCCUUCGUGAUCUAUUUAUCCCAAUACCAGGAAGAAUUCACAUUGUUCACAGAACAGAAGCUAGUACCAAAAAAAGUGUUGUGGAUGCACUGAAUGAAGCAAUCGAUAACCGGGAUGAAGGAAUUAUGGUUAAAGACCCUAUGUCCAUUUAUAAGCCAGAUAAACGUGGAGAAGGGUGGCUAAAGCUUAAACCUGAAUACGUUAAUGGCCUAAUGGAUGAAUUGGAUCUUCUAAUUAUUGGAGGAUAUUGGGGCAAAGGUCUCCGUGGUAGCAUGAUGUCUCAUUUUUUAUGUGCAGUGGCAGAGACACCAGCACCUGGAGAGAAGCCAUCUGUCUUUCAUUCAUUCUGUCGUGUUGGCUCUGGUUACACUAUGAAAGAGUUGUAUGACCUUGGUAUAAAGUUGGCUCCACACUGGAUACCUUACCGAAAAAGAGAUCCACCUCACAAUAUUUUGUGUGCAACCGAAAAACCUGAAGUUUUUAUACAACCUUGUAAUUCGGUUAUUGUUCAAAUAAAGGCUGCUGAGAUUGUUUCUAGUGAUAUGUACAAAACCUCUUGUACUCUCCGAUUCCCCCGAAUUGAGAAGAUAAGAGAAGACAAGGAAUGGUCUGACUGCAUGACGCUUGAUGAUUUGGAAAAUUUACGAGAAAAAGCAUCUGGGAAAUUGGCUUCAAAGCACUUUGAUAUUAAUGAAGAACCACAAGAAAAAAAACGCAAAACUGCCCCUAAGAUUAGGAAAGUAAUAGGAGUGGCUUCACAUCUGAAAGCACCUGAUCUUACCAACAUCUCAAAACAGUCAGAUGUGUUUAAAGAUGUUGAGUUUUGUGUGAUGAGCGGAACAGAUGAACACUCAAAGGCUGAUCUAGAGAGCAAGAUCGCUUCAUGUGGUGGCGUAGUAGUGCAAAAUCCUGGGCGAGACACCUAUUGUGUUAUUGUAGGAGCCCAAAAUGUCAGAGUUAAAAACAUUAUCUCAUCAAAUGAUUAUGAUGUUGUUAGAGCAGCUUGGCUACUUGAGUGCAUUAACAUGAAAACCUUUGUACCUUGGCAACCUCACCAUAUGAUUCAUAUGUGUCCGUCCACCAAAGAACGUUUUGCCUACGAAUAUGACUGUUAUGGUGACAGUUAUGUCACUGAUACUAAUGAGAAUGAGCUGAAGGACCUGUUUACCAGAAUGCCAAACUUGGAUGAAAAAAUCCCUUUGGAUAUGAUUGCUGACCUAGGACAACGCUAUUCAUGGGAAAAUAAUUCUCACAGUAUAUUCCGUCAGUGUAUUGUAUAUGUAGAUGUUUUCACUACCAUCAGUGACCCGAGCACUACAAUUGAAACAUCCAGUUUGAGUAUAAGAGCACUGGAGCUGCGUUUUCAUGGAGCAAAAGUAGUGAGCCGUUUAGAAGAAGGGGUAUCUCAUGUAGUUGUAGGUGAUGACUUGUCUCGUUUAGCGGAAAUUAAAAUUCUAAGGCGAACCUUUGAAAGAAAAUUUAAAAUUGUUACAGUUUUAUGGGUACUGGAGUCAUUGAAGAAUGAAGAACUUUUAAUGGAACAAAACUAUUUAAAGUAAUACUGUUAGAAUGUUUUCAUACUAUUCUCAUUGUACAGUAUCUUAAUUCUUAGGACGGACUUGAAAUUUCACUAAAAUAUUAUUUUAUAAAAUCAUUUUUGUAUAUUGCAAAUAUAUUUUACAUUGAUGUAUACAAAUUUUAUUUAUAUGUAAAAUCAUUUAAAUAUCAAAGAUCAAGAAUUAAUCCUGGUGAAAGCCACUUUUCUACCCACAAGCUUAAUAUGAAGUACUAAAAUUGUAGCUCUUAAAUGUGAACAAAAAUAUUAGGAAAUGUGCUUUUACAUUUUUAACAUGUUUCUGUUUUAUCUCUAUCUUAUUUAUUGUUAUAAUGGUCUUAAAAUAAAGCUAUAUUUUAUCUGA
Pseudophryne corroboree (corroboree frog) is the source of this 3311-nucleotide messenger RNA. RefSeq names its product DNA ligase 4 (gene LIG4). The transcript is spliced from 2 exons. Gene Ontology annotation, molecular function: DNA binding; DNA ligase (ATP) activity; ATP binding. Lineage: Eukaryota; Metazoa; Chordata; Amphibia; Anura; Myobatrachidae. Gene Ontology annotation, biological process: nucleotide-excision repair, DNA gap filling; double-strand break repair via nonhomologous end joining; DNA biosynthetic process. Bases 216 to 2951 code for a protein of 911 amino acids. The record is from RefSeq and is a predicted model, not a curated record. Gene Ontology annotation, cellular component: DNA ligase IV complex; DNA-dependent protein kinase-DNA ligase 4 complex.